CCAGCACCACCUCCACCAGGGAAAAAUGCCACGCGUCUCGUUGCUCAUCAUUGCACUUCUUGUACCCCUCACCAUCGGGUUCACCAACUUUGCUGAUGUACCCUGUGGAAGAGGUAGGUGGGGAGCGAGAAAACCGAAGAUCGUGGGAGGAGGUAAUGCUCUUCCUCAGGAAUUUCCUUGGCUGGUCAGCAUCACCAGGUUCGGUGGACACUUCUGCGGAGGGACUGUCAUCAAUUCUAAAUUUAUUCUCACCGCUGCUCACUGCAUCUGCGUAACGACUGGGACAAUACCCGCUCGACAACUGAGGGUAACCCUUGGUGAAUAUAAUUUACGUGAACCAGAGACGCCAGCCUCAGUAGCUACUGGUGUACGUAAUAUCGUUAUACAUCCCGACCACAAGUGUGGCAAGUACGUGGACGACAUCGCAAUACUCGAGUUGGAAUCACCGAUAAGUUGGACGGAUAGUGUACAACCUGCUUGUCUUCCCACGGCACAGGGUGAAAAGGGUUACCAGGAAUUUGGUGGAGUGCAUGCAGUUGCUGCUGGUUGGGGCUGGCUUGGUGAAGACAAAUCAAAACAUAAACGGGCUGAUAUCCUCCAAAAAGUCAACGUCAAUAUUGUUGAGAAUGAGGUGUGCAGGGAGUGGUACGAGAGCGAGGGACAGAGGACCAGGGUUAUACCUCAGCAGAUGUGUGCUGGACAUGAGAAUGGCGGGAGAGAUUCUUGUUGGGCUGAUAGUGGUGGUCCACUGAUGGUCGGAAGCCAUUAUGACGACAGUACCCUAGUUGUCGGGGUUGUCUCCUCUGGAAUAGGAUGCGCCAGACCACGACUUCCGGGUAUCUACACUCGAGUGUCUGAGUACAUACCCUGGAUUGCAGCACAAAUUAUUUCCCGUUAAACAAUCCUCAGGGAUUCAAUUAUGCAAUACCCAAAGUACAACUGUGAU
This is a messenger RNA of Fopius arisanus, 946 nucleotides long. Its product is annotated as plasma kallikrein. The transcript has 5 exons. Gene Ontology annotation, molecular function: serine-type endopeptidase activity. Bases 26 to 898 code for a protein of 290 amino acids. The record is from RefSeq and is a predicted model, not a curated record. Lineage: Eukaryota; Metazoa; Arthropoda; Insecta; Hymenoptera; Braconidae. Gene Ontology annotation, biological process: proteolysis.